Messenger RNA from Actinia tenebrosa (Australian red waratah sea anemone), 2098 nucleotides. RefSeq names its product protein lin-41-like. The record is from RefSeq and is a predicted model, not a curated record. NCBI's taxonomy places the organism in Eukaryota, Metazoa, Cnidaria, Anthozoa, Actiniaria, Actiniidae.
CGUAGAUGACUAUCUGAAACCAAGUCUUGUACAUUCAAGAAAUCUGGAAUUUCUAGAGUUUUUAAAUAAUGAAAAGUUUUGUUCUGUUUGUGAGAGGAAGCCUAAAGCAACCUGGUACUCACUUGAUCGGCAACGUUUGCUAUGCGAAGAUUGUGCGAAAACAAAUUCUAUAAUCAACAAAGAACAACAAAAUAUUUCCUUGUUCGAGCUUACUGAGGCUGAUAUUGAGCGGAUCCUGAAGAGGGAGAGUCUUUGUAAAGAUCACGAGCAAGUUUAUGAAUUCUUCUGCUAAAAUUGCCAGGAAUUCAUUUGUAUUCACUGUUUUAGGAGUCGGCAGUGUCGAGCCCACGAAACAGUAGCCAUAAUAGAAGGUUCGSUGCAAGACUUCUUUGUGAAGGAAGGAAAGGAAAAGCUCAAGCUAAAAGAAGAGGAAAUACAGAAAAACAUUGAAAAAUAUGAAGAAAUAAAAGAGGAUGGCGAGAGAGCAAAAGCAAAGAUGGAAGAAACUGUAAAACAUUUGACUGAGAUGUUGCAAAAAUACAAACAAGAACUCGAUGAACACAUCGACCAAAGGAUAAAGGAAGCAGAACGUAAAUCGCAGAAAGAUCAAGAGAAGCUAUUCCAGAUUGGAAGGGCUUUGGAUUACAUCGAUGAACUGAAAAAUAAUGGUGUUGUAAGUGAAAUACGCCAAGCAACACAGAAUAUAGAAGUAUACGUCGACCAAAGUUCAAAUACAGCAACUGUUUCUCCGAACAUGAACGACGACACAAGCAGGUUUAAGUUUGUUAUAAGCGACGAAUGUUCUAGAUUUCUACAUUCAAAACAAGGACUUGGAAGUCUAAGAUCCAUCCAUGUUGGCCCAGAACUAGAGGCCUUGAUGGAAGCAAAGCUGACGUUGGAAGCUACUGAAAAGUCUUCUGAAAAACACAAAGGUGUUGUCUGUAAGUCAAGUGAUGUCGCUAUUGGACCAGCGAAAACGAGCCUAGAAAAGGAGUGCAAAGACCCAAGAAAUGGCGGUAAAAAAGAUGAARUCAUGAAGGUUGCUGAUGAUCGAUUGGCAGCAGUAGCUUCAGAAGAAACAAUCCAAAUCCAAAUUUCAGUGGCGAAGACUGCUCGACAAAAGCCGAUUAGCAACGGCCCACACGAUGUUAUUGAUGUUAAAAUCAGCCCUGAAGAUAAUGUGGAAAUAAAAGAAAACAAUGUGAGAGCUGAUGGUAAACUAGAAGUGGAGUUCAUGCCUAAAGUAGCUGGUCAACUGACAGCAGAGGUUCAAGUGAAUGGGAAUCAUGUAUCUAACAGUCCACUAGUGAUAAAUGUGAAGCCACAGAAGAUGAGAAUUGCUGAGAAGUUUGACACAAAAUUACAAGCACAGGAGAAAUCUUUGACUCGUUUAGCUAGCAUCGCUGUAAACAAGGAUAACAGUAGAAUCGCUGUUACAGACUGGUCUACAGACUGGUCUACACACUGUGUUUGUGUGUUCAACACUCAUGGACACCCCUUACUAACGUAUGACCRUGAUGGACAGUUACGUUACCCUCACGGCUUAGCAUUCCUGAAUGAAACUGAUUUAGUCAUAGCAGACUGUAAUAAUGAUAGAAUAUAUAUAGUGAACACUACAACAGGGACAUUGGUAAAUWCCUUWGGUAACCAUGGYAAMGGSGAUGGARAAUUSMAWGAACCACACGGAGUACACGUUGAUGACGAUGGKAACAUCAUUGUGUGUGAUYWUGRYAAUCAUCGUGUUCAAGUCUUCACAARAGACGGUGAMUAUCAAUAUCAGUUUGGYUUAGAAAGUGUCGAACAUUUUUCUCCAAUUGCUCUGUUAAAAAUCCAGGAUAAGUUUUACGUUAGUGACUUCACUAACAACGUCAUUCAGGUAUUUGAGRAGAAAGGCAGCGUAGUKUCAAAAGUAUCAACGAUUGGACGAGGAGAAGGCAGUGCUGAUGGCCAACUGAGUGGGCCCUGUGGCCUGGCUAUUGAUAAWRACCAUCAUCUACUGGUGUGCGAUAAUGGUAAUAACCGCAUCCAAAAGUUCACAUUGGAUGGUCGUUUGGUUGGCAAGACUUACGAUAAAAUCGAAAAACCUUGUAUGAGAUAG